CGCAGUCCGCUGAAUUCCUCGUCCCUCCUCUUGCGACAGGUUUUCAGCUAGUAUUCAUAACAAACAGGCCGGAGUCUUCGUGUACGCGUACAUCCGUGUCGUUUGCUAGAUUUUUUAGUUCCUACGAAAACACACAAUUUUAUGUUUUACGCAGCCUAAUAAUGCAGGAAAACACUUGUCUGUAAACGUAAAGAGGCACGCAUGAGUAUUGUCAUUUUUAUGGACUUCAUCAUGGUGUUCAACAAGAUUCAUACCAGGUUUUGGCUACUCUUCUGCUCACUCCUUUUUUCUGUUUAUGGAGAAAUCUCCAGACCACAUUUCAUGGUGACAUUUCCUGCAGUCAUAGAGUCAGGCUCUGAGGCCACAUUUUGUGUGAGUCUCCUGCAGCCUAAUGAGACUCUGCAAAUGGACAUUUCUCUGAUUCACAAGGAUCAAAACAGAAUUUUUUUUCAAGAGACAGUCGAAAAGGAGUUUCACCAGUGCUCUCAGUUUAAGGCUCCAAGGAUUGAGGGUGAAUCAGUGCAGGAGAUCAAAGUAGAAAUCAGAGGUGAAAACUUUAAGAUGACCAAAAAGACAAAAAUGAUGUUUAAAUCCUAUUACACAAAUGUAUUUAUUCAGACUGAUAAGCCCAUCUAUAAUCCAGGCCAAACAGUACAUUUUCGAAUUGUCACUAUGGAUUCAAAUUUUAUUCCUCUUGAACAAAAGUACAGCACAAUAAUAAUUGAGGAUAAUAAUGAUAAUAGGAUUGGUCAGUGGACAAAUGUGACCUCAACAAGACUGAUACUGCAGCUUUCACAUGACCUGAAUGCUGAGGCUCCACUGGGACAGUAUCAGAUAAUUGCUAAUGCUGAAGGAAAAUUAUUCACACACUAUUUUGAGGUGAAAAAAUAUGUUUUGCCCAAGUUUGAGAUUAUAGUUACAUCACCAAAAGAACAUAGUGUUGGUGAGGAGGAACUGAAACUGGAGAUUUGUGGAAGGUACACUUAUGGACAGCCAGUAGCUGGUGCAGCACUGGUUCAAGUCUGUCUUAAAUUAAUAGAGAACUAUCUUAAUGAGAACAGCCCAAUGAUUGCACCAUGCCUGGACGAAAGAGUGGAGAUAAGUCAGAAUGGUUGUGCCUCACUUAUAUUGAAUAUGUCAACCUUAAUUGUCUCUGAAUUUGAAGAUAAUUUUGAGACUAGUCUUAAUGCUACUAUUACACUGACAGAGGAAGGAACAGAAUUGUCCAUAGUAAAAUCUGUAAUCAUAGAACUCACCUACCAAAUUGGUAAAGUGGAAUUUGUGGAUUUACCAACACACUUUGAACGGGAAAGAGUUAUAGAAGGAAUUAUUAAUGUUACUACCUUCAGUGGAGCACCAAUUCCUAACAAAAAAGUGUAUGUUUUAGAAGGUGAAGGUUCGUCCAAAAAGUUACUACUUAAUCUUACUACAGAUAUCAGUGGAUUAGCAAAGUUCUCUGUCGCUCCACCUGAACAUCCUACAACAGAGAUUUCAUUGCAGGCAAGCGUCUAUCCAGUGGAAAAAUACUACGGGUACAAAACACCAUUCUUUACAAAUGCUGAUACACGUAUACGUCUGCUCCAACCUGCCACACCGUACAGUCCAGUGUUCAGUGAACUAAAAAUAGCGAGCUCAAAGGAACCAUUUAAGUGUGGUGCUGAAGUUCCCAUAACUAUAAAUUACUAUAUUGUUGGAGAAACUACUGAGCAUUUCAGCAUUGAUCUUAUAUACAUAGUCUUAUCUAAAGGACUCAUAGUACAUCAUGGGCAUGAGAAGGUGGAUGUGAAAGGCUCUUCAGAUAUUCGAAGAGGGGAAAUUUCAUUCACAUUGUCAGUUGCUGCUGAGUUUGCUCCAGUUGUGCAGGUUGUGGUGUACUCUGUCCUGCCCAGUGAGAACGUCAUCGCUGCUAACAAGAAUUUUGAGGUGGAAAAAUGUUUUAAAAAUCAGGUUUCGCUACAGUUCUCUCCCUCCAAGGCAGUUCCUGGUGAGAAGAACACUUUCAAACUCUCAGCUCAUCCUGGUUCUUUGUGUGGCCUCAGUGUUGUAGAUCAGAGUGUGUUCAUCUUGGAUUCUGAGAACCGUCUAAAUGCAAACAAGAUUUUUGACUUGUUGCCAGUAACAUCUGUGUCAGGUUAUCCCUACUUGGUUGAAGAUCAACUGGAAUGCUUGCAUGUUAAACCCCAACAUGAUAUAUUUCCUUUGCUGUCAGGGACAUCAGAAUCAAUUGAUGGUUUUAGGGAAUACAGGCAUGUUGGCUAUCUGCAAGAUGAACAGAUUGACAAAGCUUACAAUGCAAUUAAGGGAGUUGGGUUGAAGAUGAUAACAGACUUGGCUGUUCGAGCACCUCACUGUUUGAUAUACAGAGGUCUGCGGUAUGAUCGCACAGAUAGACAUAGGGAAUUUCUAUAUUACGAUUACUUAGUUGGAAAGUCAUCACCAAAUUUUGGACUCACAAAGACAGUUCGCAAAUUUUUCCCAGAAACAUGGAUUUGGCAGCUGUCUGAAGUGGGAGACUCUGGAUCAGUAGAACUUCCUGUCACUGUUCCUGACACCAUCACUACUUGGGAGACAGAGGCUUUCUGUGUGUCCUCUGUAGGUCUGGGACUCGCUCCUCCUGUUCAGCUCACUGUAUUUCAGCCAUUCUUCCUGGAGCUCUCGUUGCCCUACUCUAUUAUCCGAGGAGAGGUUUUUGAGUUGAAGGCCACUGUCUUCAAUUACCUUUCCAAAUGUAUUAUGGUUAAAAUGACUCCAGCAGCUUCUACAGACUACACUCUGGAACCUUUUCCUCAAGACGAGUAUUUUUCAUGCCUGUGUGCAAAUGGAAGAAAAACUUUUAAAUGGACUCUGAUUCCCAUUGUUCUUGGAGUCGUGAAAGUGACGGUGAGUGCAGAAGCAGAACAAUCUCAGACUUUGUGUGACAAUGAGAUUGUGAGUGUUCCAGAGAGAGGCCGCAUUGACACGGUUACACGGAGCCUAAUUGUACAGGCUGAAGGAACUGAAAUGAUGAAGAGUCAGAGCUGGUUAUUAUGCCCCCAAGGGAACAGUGUUUCAGAAGAGUUGCAGCUCAUUCUUCCUGAGAACAUAAUACAAGGGUCAGCACGAGCUUCGGUUUCAGUACUUGGAGACAUGCUUGGCCGUGCGUUGAAACAUCUGGAUGGGCUGCUUAAGAUGCCUUAUGGUUGUGGAGAACAAAACAUUGCACUUCUCGCCCCCAAUAUCUAUAUUCUACAGUAUCUAGAGAACACAGAGCAGCUCACUGCAGCAAUUCGUGAGAGGGCUACUGGUUUCCUUAAGAGUGGAUACCAGAGGCAACUUAACUAUAAACAUAUAAAUGGUGCAUAUAGUACAUUUGGCAGGGGAGAGGGGAACACAUGGUUAACUGCAUUUGUCUUGAGGACAUUUGGCAAAGCACAAGGUUACAUCUUUAUUGAUCCAGAAAGCAUCAACAGUGCAAAGAAAUGGCUGCUAAGUAUGCAAAGAUCAGAUGGCUGUUUUAUACAACAGGGAAGUCUCUUUAAUAACAGAAUGAAGGGUGGUGUAAAUGAUGAUGUGACCAUUACUGCUUAUAUCAUUGCAUCGUUUCUUGAAUUGGGCAUUACAGUGCAGGAUCCUGUUGUGAAUAAUGGACUCUUGUGUCUAAAAUCUUUUGUUGAUAAACUGGAAAACACCUACACCACUGCACUGUUGGCCUACACUUUCAGCUUGGCUGGAGAGAUUGAAAUUCGAAAGCAGUUACUAAAAAAGUUGGAUAAUGUCGUAGUUCAAGGAGAUGGUCGUCUUCACUGGUCUCAGUCAGCAUCAGAUGACUCCGACUCAUUGUCAGUGGAAAUCAGUUCCUACGUGCUGCUAGCAGUUCUCACUACAGGUGAACUCACUGCUGCUGAUUUGGGAUAUGCUAAUAGGAUAGUCAGCUGGCUGGUGAAGCAGCAAAAUCCUUAUGGAGGCUUUUCAUCCACUCAGGACACGGUUGUGGCCCUCCAGGCUCUGGCACUUUACUCCACUAAGGUGUUCAGCUCAGACGGCUCUAGCACAGUAACUGUAACAUCAGCAGAUGGAGACAGUCACAACUUUGAUGUGAACCAGAACAAUAAGUUACUGUACCAAGAAAGUUCACUGAAGGAUGUUCCUGGGAAAUACAGCAUUGAUGUGAAGGGGUCAUCCUGUGUGUCAGUGCAGACAGCUCUUUUCUUCAAUGUCCCCACACCUACUAAAACCAGUACACUAAGUAUCAUAGCCAAGGCUGAGGGAAACUGCACAGUAUCUUUUAAACAAACUUUGUCACUCAAAUUCACCAUCACAUAUAACGGGGCACUAAACAGCACUAACAUGAUCAUUAUGGACAUAAAACUCUUAUCAGGGUUCACAGCAGAUCCUGCUGAACUGAAAAAAGGCAUUUUGGUGGAACGAGUUGAUUCCAGAGAUGAUCAUCUUAUCAUGUACAUCAAAGAGCUUACAAAGAAUACUCCUAUCAACUAUGAGCUACACAUGAAACAGGUGCUUCCUGUCAAAAAUCUCAAGCCAGCAGUGAUCAAAGUUUAUGAUUACUACCAAACAAGUGACAAGUCUGAGACGGAGUACACCUCGCCCUGUGUGUAGGAUUUAAACAUUGCAUUUGAAGAUGCAGAAAAUCCUUUGUCUAUCUGCUUUAUACUGACUUUAUUCUCUGUUUUAGGUGUUAAGAUCAACAUAAACCCACAAUACACACGAUAGUUUUGUUGAAGCUACUGACAGAAUAAUCAUAGUACAUAAUGUGAAUCAGAUUUCUUCUAGUAAAGCUUUAGGAUUCACUAAAUAAAUGGCUAACCCAACAUGGCUUAAUAGAAAAUAAAAGAACAUGAAGCAUUAAA
This is a messenger RNA of Silurus meridionalis, 4847 nucleotides long. RefSeq names its product alpha-2-macroglobulin-like. Lineage: Eukaryota; Metazoa; Chordata; Actinopteri; Siluriformes; Siluridae. The record is from RefSeq and is a predicted model, not a curated record. The coding region runs from base 202 to 4596 and encodes 1464 amino acids. Gene Ontology annotation, molecular function: endopeptidase inhibitor activity. The transcript is spliced from 35 exons. Gene Ontology annotation, cellular component: extracellular region.